AUGGCAAAGAGCGACGACAAGCGGGAUGGUCGGGUUCUCCUUACGGGAGGGUCGGGAUUCAUUGCUUCGCACGUCCUAGAUGCUCUAUUGGAUACUGGAUUCUCAGUUGUCGUGACUGCUAGGUCAGAGGAAAAGGGGAAGAGCAUUGUAGAGUCGGUUAAACCACAUCACCUAAGUUAUGUCGUUGUCGAAGACAUUGCUACAGAGGGCGCAUUUGAUCAUGUGUUCCGAACCCAGGCGCCCUUCGACUAUGUAGUCCACACCGCAUCUCCCUAUCACCUCAAUGUCGAUGACCCGGUCAAAGAUUUCCUCGACCCGGCCAUUAAAGGCACAACUGGGCUUCUGAAAUCCAUUAAAGCGCAUGGCGCGACAGUCAAGCGCGUGGUUAUCACCUCAUCCUCAGCAGCCGUCCUGAACCCAGACAACCACGCAAAAGUCUACGACGAGACGCACUGGGCGCCGACAACAUUGGAAGACGCGAUUAAGUACCCCGCCAAGCACGGCUAUAGGGCAAGCAAAGUCCUUGCAGAAAAGGCGGCGUGGGCAUUCGUCGCAGACGAAAAGCCGAAGUUCGAUUUGGCCGUCAUCAACUGCACUUACGUGUUCGGACCCAUACAGCGGAAGCUCCCCAGCCUCGAGGCCAUGAACGCCUCGAACCACCGCAUCCGCGACAUGCUGCAAGGCAAGAUGCGGGAUGGCGUUCCGCCGACAAUGCCUGUUUUUACGUGGGUCGACGUGCGAGACGUGGCGCUGGCACACUUGCGGGCCAUGACGGUGCCGAAGGCUGGCGGCAAUCGCUUCUACGUCGUGGGCGGCCACUUCACGAACAAGCAAAUCGUGGACAUCAUCCGAGACAAGUUCCCGUCAUUGGCCGACCGCUUCCCGGCAGAUACCGUGAGCGACCUGCCGGAUGACGUGUAUAACUUCAACAAUAGCAAGUCGAGGGAGGUGUUAGGAAUCGAGUACACGAGUCUUCAAAAGACUAUCACGGCUCGCCAAGUCAUAACACAGACAAUCACGAAUGAUGAUUACACCACCACUGCCGUCGUCACGCUUGGCCCAGGAGACCCCUCGAGUACCCCGCUUAAUUCGCCAAGUGAUUCGCAAGGCUCGAGUGGGCUAUCCUCAGCAGGAAUCGGAAUACUCGUCGGGUCUAUCGUGGGUGCCAUCAUCUUAGCGAUACUCGUAUGGAUGUGCUGUCUUCGCCACCGCAUGGAGGAUUAUGAUGAUGAUGAGACUGAGUACGACCCCAAUUACGACAUGAUGCAGCCGCCCCCGAGAGUAUAUGUGCGAUUCCCACACUCUAUUCCACCUCCCGUCGUGCCCACGUAUACGGCAGUACCGAUUCGAAGGUCAUAUACCUCCCAUGAUGCGGCCCGAAGAGCUUCUUCGUCAUAUAUAAUCUACGACGAUGACCCGAGACGAACCUAUUGA
Messenger RNA from Xylaria bambusicola, 1434 nucleotides. RefSeq lists its product as uncharacterized. Bases 1 to 1434 code for a protein of 477 amino acids. Lineage: Eukaryota; Fungi; Ascomycota; Sordariomycetes; Xylariales; Xylariaceae. The record is from RefSeq and is a predicted model, not a curated record. The transcript has 6 exons. Gene Ontology annotation, molecular function: oxidoreductase activity, acting on the CH-OH group of donors, NAD or NADP as acceptor.